CAUAUCAAAUGACAUAACACGGAGGGGAUGAGCCAGAGACCGUUCCGAAGGUCUCGCGAGGAAAAACGCAUGUCCUCCGCAUGUUUGCGUAAGGACGUUUUGGGUUUUGGGCUUUGGUUUGUUCUCGUUUUCGGUGCUCGCGAAUGAUUUCGACGGAAAGUGCUGAAAAUUGUUUCGUUUGGUUGUUGGUUUUCUUUUCGGUAAUUUCGCAUCGCCCAACAGCCGAGUGUGAGUGAGAAAAAAAAACGAGCCACAGCUGUCCAAAGGGAAAGUGGAAAGAAAGGCAAGCAAUAAAAAACCCAAUUAGUGUGUUUAUGUGUAUGUGUGUGUGUGUUUGUAGUAUCGUCCUGUGACUGUUGCAAACAGAUAAGUCACCCCUCCCCCACUUGAAGGAAAGGGGUAAACCACGAAUGUUUUCCAGCUGGAACUGAACGGUGUUUACGGUGUCUGGUGUCGGCCAACCCGUACAAGGCGCGAAUGGUACCGGUGAGCCGCCUCGUACCGUGACAGCACCGGGUCCAGGUGUGCAAGGGGAAACGCAGGAAAGUGACUUUCCCAGUACUCGUACUGUCGCGCGCGUGUUUGUGUGUGUGUGUGUGUGUGUGUGUGAGUGUGUGAGUGUGUCCCUCCGAUCGAGUUUCCGGUGUGAACUUUAAUUAGAACAUUUCGGGGAAAAAGACAGGUGAACGGCAAAUCAAAAAGAACCCCUCGAGGCGAGUACACGAGUGUCUUUGCUGUGUGUGUGUGUGUAUGUGUGUUUGUGUGAGUUGGACUUGUAUCGUCCCUCCCGGGAACCCUCGCUGUGCAUCUAUGUGUCGUGUCGCCCCCGUUUUGGUAUGAUUUGUGGUGUGUUUCGUAAAAUGUUACCACCGGCCAAGCAGCAGCAGCAGCAGCAGGAGGAGAAGGUGAAAGAGCAGCACUUUUGACGGUGAAUCAUAGUGAUAGAAGACAAGAUUGCAAAAAGAAACCCUUUCUAGAGAGCCGGGUGCUUAGGUGGACCAUCUUGGUGGUAGACAAGUGCAUCCCGCCGACCGACACUCACACACAAACGUGCUACAACCUGCAAUCUGGGACUGACGGAGCAAGAGAGAAGCGAAGCGAGCACAUGAACCGAUAGCGACGACAGUGUUUUAUCAAGGCACGGCCACUCUAACGUAGGCACACACACCGAGACACGUACGGGAGUGAUAAGCGGCGCGGUGCGGCCGACAGAGACGGAAACCAUCUUUCGAGCCCUUUCCUCCUUCCUUUUAAUCUACGACCCAUCCUACGACAUACGAAAAGGGUGAUGUGGAGCAGCGCGUGGCGUUCGAUCGGCCACCUGACCUGACACACAAACACACCCACGCUGACUUCGUUUGGUGGCGUUUGGAGGCUACGCGAGCGCACUACUCAACACACUCCGGUGGCCACACUCUCUCACUCUGUGUGCUGUGUGCUGCGCUGCAUGUGUGUGUUUGUAUCUCUCUCCAUCCUUCAUCCUUCAUCAUCAGGCGCGUUUUUGGGAAGGUUCCCGGGAGAAAGAAGAACUACUUCCGUUGCUCGGUGUGCUGUAAAGUAUACGUGUGACUGUCCCAACCUUCCUUACUCGUUACUCCCACCUCCUCCCUCGGUUUACUAAUUUUGAGUCCACCAAACCAUCCCACCCCCUCCCUCUGGGACGAUGUCGUACACCGAGCUGGAGAGCGGCUACCAGGGCCUGAAGCAGGCGUCCUCCUCCGCCACCGGCGACGGGCUCGGUGGUGGCGCUGGUGCCCUGCAAACGCCGUCCGGUCGGCCAGGAUUCUACGUCGGCGAUGAGGGUGAUCUCGAUCCGACCGAUGGCCUCGACUCGGACGAUUCGUCCACCUCGGGCAAGCAGGUGGUGGUGGCGGUCUGCGCGAUGUCGAAAAAGUCGCAGUCGAAACCGAUGAAGGAGAUCCUGACCCGGCUGCAGGAGUUCGAGUACAUCCGGAUGGUGGUGAUCGGGGAGGAGAUCAUACUGAACGAGCCGGUCGACCGGUGGCCGCUGUGCGACUGUCUCAUCUCGUUCCACUCGAAGGGCUUCCCGCUCGAGAAGGCGAUCCAGUACGCCCAGCUGCGGCAGCCGUACGUCAUCAACAAUCUGCACAUGCAGUUCGACAUCCAGGAUCGCAGACGUGUGUACGCCAUUCUCCAGCAGGAAGGUAUUGAAAUACCGCGCUACGCUGUGCUGGACCGUGACUCACCGGACCCGAAGCAGCACGAGCUGGUCGAGUCGGAGGACCACGUGGAGGUGAACGGAAUCGUCUUUAACAAACCGUUCGUGGAGAAGCCGGUCUCGGCCGAAGACCACAACAUCUACAUCUACUACCCGACGUCGGCGGGCGGCGGCAGCCAGCGGCUGUUUCGCAAGAUCGGCAGCCGUAGUAGCGUGUACUCGCCCGAGUCGCGCGUCCGCAAGACCGGCUCGUUCAUCUACGAAGACUUCAUGCCGACGGACGGCACGGACGUGAAGGUGUACACGGUCGGGCCGGACUACGCCCAUGCCGAGGCGCGCAAGAGCCCCGCGCUGGACGGCAAGGUCGAGCGGGACAGCGACGGCAAGGAGAUCCGCUACCCGGUCAUCCUGAGCAACGCGGAAAAGCUGAUCUCGCGUAAGGUGUGCCUCGCGUUCAAGCAGACCGUGUGCGGGUUCGAUCUGCUGCGCGCGAACGGCAAAUCGUUCGUGUGCGACGUGAACGGGUUCAGCUUCGUGAAGAACUCGAACAAGUACUACGACGACUGCGCCAAGAUACUCGGCAACAUGAUUCUGCGCGAGCUGGCGCCCCAGCUGCACAUACCGUGGUCGGUGCCGUUCCAGCUGGACGAUCCGCCGAUCGUGCCGACCACGUUCGGCAAGAUGAUGGAGCUGCGGUGCGUGACCGCGGUCAUCCGGCACGGCGACCGGACGCCGAAGCAGAAGAUGAAGGUCGAGGUGCGGCACCAGAAGUUUUUCGAGAUUUUCGAAAAGUACGACGGCUACCGGUACGGGCACAUCAAGCUGAAGCGGCCGAAGCAGCUGCAGGAGAUACUGGACAUUGCCCGGUCGCUGCUCGCCGAGAUACAGACGAAGGCGGCCGACUCCGAGAUCGAGGAGAAGCAGAGCAAGCUGGAGCAGCUGAAGAGCGUGCUGGAGAUGUACGGCCAUUUUUCGGGCAUCAACCGGAAGGUGCAGAUGAAAUAUCAACCCAAGGGCCGACCGAGAGGAUCAAGCUCAGACGAUGGUAAACAAGAUUGCAGUACGUUUGUUUUUGUGUCCGACGCACCGAAGGAACCGUCGCUGGUGCUGAUUCUCAAAUGGGGCGGCGAGCUGACGCCUGCCGGCCGCAUACAGGCGGAAGAGCUCGGGCGCAUCUUUCGCUGCAUGUACCCGGGCGGCCAGAGCCGACAGCCGGGCGUGGGCGAAGGUCCAGGCGCCCAAGGGCUCGGCCUGCUGCGGCUGCACUCCACCUUUCGGCACGAUCUGAAAAUCUACGCCUCGGACGAGGGCCGGGUCCAGAUGACGGCGGCCGCGUUUGCCAAGGGUUUGCUGGCGCUCGAGGGCGAGCUGACCCCGAUCCUGGUGCAGAUGGUGAAGAGCGCCAACACGAACGGUCUGCUCGACAACGACUGCGACUCGAGCAAGUACCAGAACAUGGCCAAGUCGCGCCUGCACGAGCUGAUGCAGAUCGAUCGGGAGUUCACGGCUGAGGACCGGGACGCGAUCAACCCGGGCAACGCGAUCAGCAUCAAUCUGGCGAUGAACUUUGUGAAAAACCCGGUCCAGUGCUGCGCCCAGGUGCACUCGCUGAUUCGCUCGCUGAUGGCGGUCGUUGCGGUGAAGCGGGACGAUCCGAAAACGCGCGACGCCGUGCUGUACCACGGCGAAACGUGGGAGCUGAUGGGGCGCCGCUGGGGCAAGAUCGAGAAGGACUUUUGCACGAAGAACAAAAACUACGACAUCUCGAAGAUACCGGACAUUUACGACUGCAUCAAGUACGACCUGCAGCACAACCAGCACACGCUCCAGUUCGACCUGGCGGAGGAGCUGUACAUCUCGGCGAAGUAUCUCGCGGACAUCGUGAUCCCGCAGGAGUACGGGCUGACCAUGCACGAGAAGCUGACGAUCGGGCAGGGCAUCUGCACGCCGCUGCUGAAGAAGAUACGGGCCGACCUGCAACGCAACAUCGAGGAGCUCGGUGGGGAGGAGAGCGUCAACCGGCUGAACCCGCGCUACAGCCACGGCGUGUCGAGCCCGGGCCGGCACGUACGCACACGCCUCUACUUCACCAGCGAGAGCCACGUGCAUUCGCUGCUGACCGUGCUGCGGCACGGCGGGCUGCUGAACGUGCUGACCGACGAGCAGUGGCGCCGGGCGAUGGACUACGUGUCGAUGGUGUCCGAGCUGAACUACAUGUCGCAGAUCGUGAUCAUGCUGUACGAGGACCCGAUGAAGGAUCCCAGCUCGGAGGAGCGGUUCCACGUCGAGCUGCACUUUAGCCCGGGCGUGAACUGCUGCGUGCAGAAAAAUCUGCCCCCGGGUCCUGGCUUCAGGCCGCACAGUCGCAACGAUUCGGUGACAUCGAAAAAUGCGAGUGGAGAUGAAGACACAACGUCCCGUAUCGAUGAGGAAAAUGACACGGAAGAAGAAAGCUCCUUUUCGAACAACUCUUCGCUGCACCAUACGCCUUCGAAGACGCUGCCUCGCACCGAUGCGGAUUUUGGCAACAUCGUGGCCAGCGCUGGCUCGGCAAACGUGAAGGAGCGACGGGUGAAGAAGAUGAAAUCAUCCUCCCCGAUACCGAUCGGCUCCUGUCACACCGUGUCCGGGCACGAGGCGAUGGAUUUGGCGAAGCGGCUCAGCGAAGAGCUCGCCGUCCAGCAGCAGCACCAGCUACAGCAACAGCAGCAUCAGCUGCAGCAGCAGCAGCAUCCGUACCAUCAUCAUCAUCACCAGCAGCAGCAGAAACAUCUGUACCAGCAGCACCACCACCAUCUGACUGGUUCGUUCGGGUGCGGUGGCAACGCGAAAGACAUCACGCGCCCGCUCAGCCCGGACAGUGAGCCGCGGGCCCGAUCGUUCGAGCACCAGCAGCAGCACCACCAUCAUGGCCACCAGCACCAUCACCAUCAUGGCAAAAUGCAUCACCACCGUUCGAAAGGUGGAAAGGGUGCGCUCACGAUGAACACGUUACGUGCGGCGGCAGAACGUUGCCAGUAUGCUAAGAUGGAGUCGGUUAAGGAUUUACUCGAGGCGACAGAUCUCGCCCUAGACUUUGUCCUGAACGACGAGGAACGUUGCGUCGGGUGCGAGUGUUCCGCACUGCAGGCACAGGCAUGCUUCGCCCCAGCCUUGCCGACCUGCUCGUCGUUGUCAGCUUUGCCGACCGGAAGGGAAGAGGAGCGCGCAGCUGCAACCGGAGCGGACAGCGAUGUGCCCGACAUUCACCCGGAACCGCCGCCGGCCAGCGCUGUACGGCCGAGCCUGUACAUUGGUCCGCCCGAAUUGUCCUACAGCUGCGAUUCGAUCAGCGAGUUCACCCCGAACCUAGACGACCAGGAGCUGUACGUGUCGUCGUUCUCAGAGUCGGAGGACGAACAGCAGCGAGAGGAUGCAGACGAUGCGGCGAGCGGCUCGGACCAGUCCCGCUACUACAGUGCGCUCGGACAGCACGACGACUGUAGCGGCACCUACCUUCGGCGCUCCCUGUCGUACACCUUCUCGAACGAUCCCGGCCGCUACCAUCCGGGAGGGACGGCAGACGAGCAAGCAGCAAAGCAUCGCGCUCGUCGGACGCUGAUGGCGCGCAGCGCGGACGAGCUGUCAGUAGCCGAUCGGCAGCGACACGGUGACUGCGGCACGGCAGCAGCCGGCUGCUGCUGCCCCGUCUGCUGGCUGGCGGUACCGGCGGACGACAGCAUGCACCGUCGCAGCCGCUCGUUGAGCCCACCGUGCGUGCGCCGCCUGCGCAGCAACACUACCGCUGGCGUGUCGCCCGCACUGCUGCAGGUACCGCCCGCAACGGACGAUGGGCCGACGUCGGUGCGGCUGGUGCGCUAUCCGGUGCGUGCGAUGGCACGCUUCGCCAGCGAUCCCUCCCUACCGCUCGGGCGUGGCUGGGCCGAGGCGGCCCACGCUCCCUCGGACCGGGCGAAAGCGCUACGAUCGCUGACGGGGGCAACCUGGCCGUGGGCCGACCAGCGGAACCAGCCGGUGCUGGUGACGCUUACCACGCCGCCGCCGGACGAGGACGAGGACGGUGAGCAACCGCUGCUCCGGCUGCUCCAGGCCGCCGCCGAUGGUGAUGGCGGCGCGGUAUCGGGAGCCCAGCAGCAUCACCCUUCCGGCACCUGUAACGAUGGCAACGACGGGCACGUCGCGUCAGCAAACUCCUCCUCCCCGUCCCUUGCACACAUCUCUUCGCCAUCAUCCGGUCGCGAUGUUCCGCAACCCGGGCCGAUCACCAUUCUCAGCAAAGUGGCCCCGGUCGUUACUUCCCCUUCUUUCCCUCCCACUGCUGUGCUUUCGUCUUUCUCCGUCUCCAUUACCUCCUCCACUUCCACCACCAACACCAACAACAACACCACCAUCUGUCUGCUACCAUCUGCUGACACAAGUAAUUUCUCUUCGACUUGUUCUUCCCAUGUGCACACAACCACCAACACCGCCGACACCACACCUGCCGUCACCGCCACGUCCGCUCUGAUCGGUCCGCUGUUUUCCACCACCAAUCGCAACCCCACCCUCUCCUCCGCCCGCUCGCCGACCCCCAAACCUGUGCUGGUCAAAUCGUACACCAUAGACGGGUGCGGCAGCAGCAGUGGUGAUGGGCUGCUCGGCUACCCGAUGACGACGACGACGGCGUCGGCAACGGACGAGUCAGCAGCAGCGGCAGCCGGACCCACCGACGGUGGCGCCGACACUGGCCUCGCCACCAGCACCACCACCCUCGCCGGCGGUGGUGGUGGCUGCCCGCCGUGCUGCUGCGGCACCGGGGGCACCGUGCGAUACCCCGGCUCGUCGCACGGGUCGGGCUCGCUAUCGUCCUGCUGCUGCUGCUGCUGCUGCUGCUGCUCGACGCCCUCGUCGUCCGCGGGCGGGCUUGCCGGGGCCGGCACAGGGGCCGGACCGGCCGGCAGUGGUGGUACUGGAUCGAGCGCUGCGACGGUCCGACGCCAGCGGCACAGCAUUGCUGGCCAGAUGAGCUACUUUAAAAUGUUAGGUACGUUCAGCAAGAAGAUGGCGACCAGCACGAACAGCCUGUUCAGUACCGCCGUGAUCAGUGGCAGCUCGUCCGCGCCGAACCUGCGCGACAUGAUACCGAGCACCGCAUCGCCGUCAGGAUUUGGCGGUGUGCCACCGAUUCGCCCAUUGGAAACGCUGCACAAUGCGCUUUCACUCAAGCAACUGGACGCGUUCCUGGAGCGCAUGACGAUCGGACCGCUGUUCAAGACGCCGGCAUCGUCGCCGCCCCCGAAACAUCCACUGAUUAGUGGCGGCCCGAUCGCCCUCAAGGGUAGCCUGUCGGUCGUGAGCCACGACAGCAUCGGCGAAGGCAUCGGCAGCGGUAGUGGCAGCAUGCAGCCACCAUCGUCCAUUGUUGCCGCCACCACGCUUGGUAGUGGCACCAAGACGGCAGAAGAACGCACCGCUGCAUCGCGGGCAGGCACACGCAACGCUGGUGCGGCAGUUGGCAGUACAACGGUGGCCGCAGGAAUGCCCGGACCCAACGGCAACAGCACACCGGCGAACGGUGGCGCGCAGCAGAGUUGGAGCGAUCAUUCGAGCAGUAUGACCAGCAGCAUCAGUGCGCUGUCGAGCGGUGGCCCAUCCUCACCAAACUAUUCGGAGGUAUAUUCGCGUGGCUGCCCAAGCAGUGACAUGUCCGCUAGCAUUACCAGCAGCACUGAUGGCAGUCUGGCGGCAAUUGCAAGCGGCCCCGGUGAACAGCUGGUAGCACUGCCGCACCUCUUCAGCGCCAGUGCCCAAAUAUCUUCCCCGAAGCAUCCGGGCUCGGUAGAGCUGAACAAGGGUGGCGAGGACCCGGAAGCACCAAGACAGCUAGACGAACCCCCGGGCGCCACCGGUCUGCUACUCGAUGAUGGCACUCGACGUCGUGGCUCCGCGAUGGAUGUCAGCACUGGCGAUCUCACGCCGGUGAGCGCUUGCUCCGACUGGGGAGACAGCAACACGAACGACGCGACGAAAGGAUCGAUCACCAACUACGAUCUGACCACGGCAAACACGACGGAGGAGGAGGAUGAAGAUGCCACCAUUUCCACCGACACGUGUCUGAGUGUGGGCGAACAGCAACACCACCAGCAAUGCUGUCUAAUGCCCUGCACGGGCAUGGACGCUCCUUUCGCUUCCUCCAGCAGCAUCAAGGAGGGGAGUGGAAUGGUAAGCGUAAACAGCAGUGCGGUCGGGAAGAAGGUUUCGCCGUUCCGGGGAGCCUUGCCGUUCGACGAGCCGCUAAAUCCGGCUGACGGUGGGAGUGACCCGCACGAACUCGACACUUCCAAAUCAGAAAACCGUGUCGUGCGCGGUUUCCGCAUCCAACGUCAAAUUAGUCUGUACGAAAAUCAAAAAGAGGAGGGUAAAAGCGUGUCACAGCAACAGGUCCACGAUUGGUGCGGCGGUGGGGGUAGCAAAUCGGAACUCCCUGCAAGCGGUAGGCAGCAGCAGCAACAGCCUCUGUCCCGGCUGCAUAUGUCCUUUGACGAGCUGACACAUAGCGAUCGCAACACGACUCCAGCUGGCCGCCUGGCACAGUCAUCAAUUACGUCAUCUGCAGCAGCAGCAGCACCACCACCACCACCAAUUCCACACACUCCCGGUGCACUUGUCAUACGGGAAGGCUUUAUAGAGCCGCCGAGGCUGACGCGUGUUACCAAGAGCUUUCACGGCAAAACCAACCAUCAACGGUUCGGUGUCGAGGAGCAGAAGCAUGGGUCAGAAUCGACACCGGAUGGAGGAUACCGGCGAGCCAGCGAUGGUCCGGUGGCGACGACGGGCACAGCACGAUACAGCAAAACCACACUUCGCCCGCAACAUUCCAGUGCUGCCGGUGUGAGCAGCCGGUUUACCACGUCGAUCGUGCAGGAACCGGAACAGUUGAGGGCCACGGAACCGGACACGGAACCUUCCGCUGCUUCUUCGAAGACGAAAUGAGGGAUGCAAAAGGGAGAGAGAGAGAUAGAGAGAGAGAAGAAAGAGAGAGAGGAAGAAAGAGGCCUUAAAGAGAAACAGAUUUACGAACGGUGUGUAGAUCCCGCGGUGGCUAUGUCCAUACAUUUGGGGUGGUGCUUUUUAACAGGGGUCUUCAAAUUACGGUCCGCGGGUUGCAUGCGGCCAUCAAGAGCCUAUAAGGCGGCCCGCGAUGACUUUGCAAAAGUUAAAUGAAAUAGUUUUUUUUUCGAUUAAUUAUUCAAGAUUUAAAUAUUUGCUUUUGAAAGACGAACUUCACGAUUCAAUAAAAGAAAGUUUAAUAUAUUCAGUUAGUAUCUGCUAAUCAAAUCGAGAUUUGAACUUUCACCCAUUCUAAAGGUAACGUUAAAAUGGCUUUCAACAAAGUUAUUUGUGAGGCAAUGCCGUCCGCGAACUUAACAGUUUGGAGUCCCCUGCACUGUAGGAUUAGAGAAAUAUUUGCAACACAAUAACAUAAACACAUACUUUUUGCAACUAUUGGAAUUAUUGCAGCAAUAAAAACAGAUACAAAUAAAACUAUUUGUUUACGAAUAUGUCAAAA
Messenger RNA from Anopheles gambiae (African malaria mosquito), 9728 nucleotides. RefSeq names its product inositol hexakisphosphate and diphosphoinositol-pentakisphosphate kinase. Gene Ontology annotation, biological process: inositol metabolic process; inositol phosphate biosynthetic process. The transcript has 15 exons. The coding region runs from base 1664 to 9151 and encodes 2495 amino acids. Gene Ontology annotation, molecular function: inositol hexakisphosphate kinase activity; 5-diphosphoinositol pentakisphosphate 1-kinase activity; diphosphoinositol pentakisphosphate kinase activity. The record is from RefSeq and is a predicted model, not a curated record. Gene Ontology annotation, cellular component: cytosol. Lineage: Eukaryota; Metazoa; Arthropoda; Insecta; Diptera; Culicidae.